Messenger RNA from Liolophura sinensis, 1747 nucleotides. Its product is annotated as D-3-phosphoglycerate dehydrogenase-like. The record is from RefSeq and is a predicted model, not a curated record. NCBI's taxonomy places the organism in Eukaryota, Metazoa, Mollusca, Polyplacophora, Chitonida, Chitonidae. Gene Ontology annotation, biological process: L-serine biosynthetic process. Gene Ontology annotation, molecular function: NAD binding; phosphoglycerate dehydrogenase activity.
GUAAUCAAAAUGGUUGUUACGCUAAAGAAAGUUUUGAUCAGUGAUGAAGUGGAUGCGCGCUGCGCAGAAAUCCUACAAACUAAUGGAAUUGAAGUGGUAAAAAACACCAAACUGAGCAAAGAAGAAUUGAUAGCAGAAAUAGGGAAAUAUGAUGGGUUAAUCGUACGCUCAGCCACCAAAGUGACAGCAGAUGUAUUAGCAGCGGCCACAAACCUCAAAAUAAUUGGCCGUGCAGGGACGGGUGUGGACAACAUAGACUGUAACCUAGCAACCAAGAAAGGCAUCAUUGUCAUGAACACACCUGGAGGAAAUACGUUGAGUGCUGCUGAACACACGUGUGCCAUGAUCUGUUCACUGUCCAGAGAAAUCCCACAAGCGGUGGCAUCCGUGAAAGAUGGCCGAUGGGAACGUAAGAAGUUCAUGGGGUCAGAGUUGUACGGCAAAACGCUGGGCAUUAUCGGACUGGGCAGAAUAGGCAAGGAGGUUGCGAUUCGUAUGCAGUCCUUUGGCAUGACGACUAUAGGUUUUGAUCCCAUCAUACCUGCUGAAGUGAGUGUCGAAUUCAAUGUGGAGUGGCUUCCCCUUGACCAGAUCUGGCCGCGUGCGGACUACAUCACAGUACAUACGCCGCUCAUUCCGGCCACAACCAACUUAAUCAAUGAGAAGGUGUUUGCUGCCUGUAAGAAAGGCGUACGCGUGAUCAAUGUUGCCAGGGGCGGGAUCAUUGAUGAGGUGGCAUUGCUGAAGGCGCUAGAAUCGCGUCAGUGUGGAGGCGCAGGGCUGGAUGUUUACGUGGAAGAACCUCUGAAGGACUUCUCCUUGGUCCAGCACCCGAAAGUCAUCUGCACACCUCACCUGGGAGCGAACACAGUGGAGGCUCAGAGUCGGGUUGCCAUGGAAAUAGCUGAGCAGUUUGUUGAUCUGGUUCAGGGAAAGAGUCUCUUUGGUGCUAUCAAUGCCCAGGCACUGUCAAAUGCUCUCAGUCCAACCAGCCAGCCAAUCAUUAGCUUAGGGGAUGGGCUAGGUCGCCUAGCAGGUGCUCUGGGAGGCGUGGUCACCGAGCCCACCACGGUGACAGUGCAAACUUAUGGAUCAUCAUUAAGAGGUACUGGGGCGUACCUGGGGGCAGCCGUCCUGGCCGGGAUCCUGAAGACUGUGAGGUCAGGUAACCAUCUAAACUUGAUCAGCGCACCUGUCAUCGCUAAGGAGCUGGGAUACCAGUUGAAGACCAGUCAUGAGGACAGUCCACAAAACGGCUACCCUGCCUUGGUUACUGUAACUCUCCAGUCGGGAUCAGCAUCCCCCAUCACUGUCAGCGGGACCUCAUCAGGUGCAAGUGCACUGCUAGUUGCCAUUGGGGACGCUACCUUGCCAUCUCCUUUUAGCCUUCAGGGGGACGUCAUUGCUUUCAGAAGUCAGGCUAACCCUCAGAUCCUCUCUGCAGUGUCAGGUGCUCUUGCUGGAGCCAACUCUUCGCUGUUGUCGUAUGGCGCCUCAGUGCCGGUGAAAGGUCAGAUGUGGGGCUUCGCUCGUGUCACGCCACCUGUUGGUGACCUUAGUGUCCUAAAGUUACACACAGACUUCUCCGUCCAGCUGGCGAUGUAGUGCUCAUCGAGAGGGAGUGCACUAAUUGUGCACAUUCAAGGGGAAUAACUCUGAUAGCAUACCGCUUCGAUCAUACCUGUACACAGACACUCAAAUUGGUUAAUUCAAAGUAUUUAGCAGUUAUUCAUGGUUUGUUGGGGGG